CAGCUACCACACGUACCAACUACUGCACCGAAAGCUAGCUGCUCGCGUUUAUUUGCGGUCGCGGUGGCGAUUUCCAAGCAUUUCGUGAUUCCAGCUUGACCACUUCCCGCUAUACAUAUAGCUUCCGCCCAGUUAGUGAAAUUAUAUUCAAAAUGGCAGCUACACGGAGGCUACAGAAGGAACUAAGUGACUUGAGGGCGUCAGCCAUGAAAAACUUCACAAACAUCCAAGUAGACGAGGCUAAUAUUCUUACUUGGCAAGGCCUGAUCUUACCGGAUGAUCCUCCAUACAACAAAGGUGCCUUUCGUAUUGAAAUAAACUUUCCUGCAGAGUAUCCGUUUAAGCCACCAAGAAUAAAUUUCAAAACAAAAAUAUAUCAUCCUAAUAUCGAUGAAAAAGGUCAAGUGUGUUUGGCGAUUAUCAGUGCUGAAAAUUGGAAGCCUGCAACAAAGACAGAUCAAGUGAUCCAGGCAUUGAUUGCAUUGGUGAAUGAUCCUGAACCUGAGCAUCCUUUGAGAGCAGAUUUAGCUGAAGAAUUUUUAAAAGAUAGAAGAAAGUUUUUGAAAAAUGCAGAGGAAUUUACAAAAAAACAUGCGGAGAAGAGGCGGGAAUCAGCUUCAGUGGAAUAACAUCGAUUAGCCUAACUCACCGAGAUGCCUGUUUGCCCACCUGCUUUCCUAAUUGAUACCUUGAAUUGGCUCUUUGAGAGAAACCCAGGAUAUUGACAGCUGCAGAGCUGAGAUCCCGUUGGACAGUAUCGGUUAAUCGUUGAAAAGAAAAAAGGAAAAGUAACAGAAACAAAUGCAAAUCAUAAUAAUAUUAAUAAGAUGGAGAACUUUUAAUAACAUUAUAAAUUAUAAUAAUAAAUAUUGUAUAUUAUUCAA
Athalia rosae (coleseed sawfly) is the source of this 884-nucleotide messenger RNA. It is a transcript of the gene Ubc10, whose product is annotated as ubiquitin-conjugating enzyme E2 L3. The record is from RefSeq and is a predicted model, not a curated record. Lineage: Eukaryota; Metazoa; Arthropoda; Insecta; Hymenoptera; Athaliidae. The transcript is spliced from 4 exons. The coding region runs from base 153 to 629 and encodes 158 amino acids.